AUGGCGCCCAGCAACGCCGGCGAAGGUCCAACCACCCGGCAAUCUACGCGGCCCGUGGCGCCAUCGGCGUGCGAGGCAUGCAGGAAACUUAAGAUGCGGUGCACCCGGAACAAUACUCUCGACAACUUAUCGUGCGAUCGCUGCGUGCGCAACCAUAGGCCCUGCCGGAUUCCUCCAGCGCGGCCUCUGGGACGCAGACCCGGGGCGGUGGGUCGCUUCCAAGGCAUCGAGAAAGCAUACCGGAAAAUCCAGGCAGAACUCAAGAAGGGACCGGCCUCGAUGCCUAAGGCUGCAACGCCAAUCAAUACCCAAUUAUCGAGCCCCAGCGUAUACGAACCGGAUGAUGGGCCCAUUUUGGCCAGUCCCCUGGAUGAUUCCUCCCAUCGUCCCUCGGAGGGUCUCUCGGAUGGCCACCCCCAACCCAUUAGCAAUCCCCUUGCUUUGCUAGCGGACGCAUCUGAAGCUGUGCACGCGAAUGCCUCUCAAGCAUCAAAGGAUAAUACCCACGAAGGAAGAGGGGGAGAUGUACUAUCUCAUCCCGGAUGUGUCUCGUUGGGCCUUCAGCUCAGUCGAGAGAGUCUGGAGACUGGUCUAAACGCGCUCUUUGCUACCUCGUUCAAGCCUGGGCGAAGCUCGGACUACUUCAAACCCCCCGAUCCCAGCGCUUUUCGCGAUGUUGGACCUGAUCUUGAUCCGGUUGCUCUAGGAUUGGUGACCAUGGAAGAAGCCCAUCUUUUCUUUCCCAUUUACUUUGCUCGACUGCACCCUGUCAACGGCAUCUUGGACCCCCUACUGCAUACCCCGGAAUACGUCCGGUCGCGGUCUGCUCUCCUCUUCACCUGGAUCUUGGCUCUUACCGCGCAGUUUGCAAGCAGUCAAUCCUCAUUAGCAAAGCGCCUGCAACUGCAUGGGGAGAAGCUUUCCCGACAUGUGCACACCUGUGGAUUGAAGUCGGUCGAGAUCGUCCAGGGGUAUUACAUUUCCUUACUGUCCGCGACCCCAGCGAAAACAUUAGCUGAGGAGAGGACUUGGCUCUACACCAUGUAUGCAUUUGGGACCGCUGCUGAACUUGGGUUGGAUCAGCAAUCAAGGUUGCGCGGAGGGGUCUUGGUAACAUCCGGUGAAGAACAAGCUCCCCAUGAUGUUGAGGUUCACCUUGAAAAGCCAGACCUACAAUUCUCAUCGGGUAUUGGCAAUGAAGAUCACACUGAGAGCACAUAUUGCCAACGGCUUACCAGAAAUCGAGAACGCACUUGGUUUCGGAUACUACUCUGGGAGCGAGCAAACAGCGCUGCGCGUGGCCGCAUCAAUCCUAUUCCUAACACGAAACUCAUCGCGGGCAUUGACACCUGGUGGAAACAUCCAGCAGCUGAUGCAGCCGAUAAGCAUACGUGUGCUUUUAUUCUGCUGCGCCGGCAUUUGGCUUCAAUCCAUGCCGAAUUGCAAGCGCAGACUGCCGCUCCGCCGGACGAUCCGCACUGGAUGAAAAGACUCGUCGACGAGAGGCUUGAGGGGUGGUGUGAUGAGUGGCUUCCCGUGCCAUACAAUGUGGCCGAACCGUCCGAGCAACUUGCCUCAAUAUUCCUCUAUUAUGUGUACUUGCACAAUCGACUCUGGAUUCUGUCAUUUGCUCUUCAAGCUUCGGAGAGCCGUAAUGGUAAUAGACACAUCGAAGCCAUACGACAGGACUGCCUUCAAGCGGCGGUUCAUACCUGCGAGGUCGCAGUCCGUGACUUGCAGAUGGUCGGCGAGCCUCUGUAUUGCUUACUCGCACCCACGUGGGCGAUGAUCUCUUACGCUGCAGUCCUAGCCUUGAAGCUCUUUCCUCAGGUGCAUGGUACCCAACCGGGAGAGGAUAUCGAGCUACUCGCCCUGUUAUCGCAGGUGGCUUUGCAGCUGGAGCGCGCUGGGACCACGCCGCCCCAUCGGUUUGGUAUCGCGGCUCUACUGGGGGAGCACCUCCUGGGAAUUCUGCGCGCUAAGGCGGCAUCGACGAAGGGUGCUCAGCACAGGACGGUGGGACAUUCCUUGCCGAGGUAUGGUUCAGGACAUCCUGCUGCUGUACUGUCGGAAAGCUCGGGCAAUCUGGCUAUCUAUAAUGCUCAGGAACCAGUUCCCGACCCCUGGUUCACAGACGCCUCAGCAGCGAUGAGCUACGACUUGACUGGUGAUAGUUUCGGUGAUUUGUUUCGGGAGAUAUUUGGUCCAGGCUUUGCCGAUUCGUUCUAA
Molecule: messenger RNA, 2229 nt
Organism: Aspergillus aculeatus ATCC 16872
Lineage: Eukaryota; Fungi; Ascomycota; Eurotiomycetes; Eurotiales; Aspergillaceae
Product: Zn(II)2Cys6 transcription factor
Exons: 3
Coding region: 1-2229 (742 amino acids)
Biological process (GO): regulation of DNA-templated transcription
Cellular component (GO): nucleus
Molecular function (GO): DNA-binding transcription factor activity, RNA polymerase II-specific; zinc ion binding; transcription cis-regulatory region binding
Source: RefSeq, a predicted model, not a curated record